Messenger RNA from Nicotiana attenuata, 8936 nucleotides. RefSeq names its product VIN3-like protein 1. Lineage: Eukaryota; Viridiplantae; Streptophyta; Magnoliopsida; Solanales; Solanaceae. The transcript has 6 exons. The coding region runs from base 6689 to 8635 and encodes 648 amino acids. Gene Ontology annotation, molecular function: protein binding. The record is from RefSeq and is a predicted model, not a curated record. Gene Ontology annotation, biological process: epigenetic regulation of gene expression; vernalization response.
CUCCAUGUUUUAUUUGUUUCUUUUUUAUUUGUUGUAGCUGAGUGUGUUUGCUUUCAGAUCUGUUACUCUUCUUCCCAUAUUGUGUUAGUUGAUUAUUUUUGUGAAAUUUUAUUAAAGCUUAAUUGUUUUUUUUGGUGCUAUAUUUAUUUUUGGUUUAAGUAUUUUCUUGUUUGUGAUGAGGUGUUAAGUUCUGGAGGUUGCUGGGUAUUGUUUGUUUUCUUGUUGAAUAUGGGCAAUGUGAGGAACUACGACACCACUAAUUUCAAAAAUAGCAAAAAUUGUUCUUUGCAUGUUUUUUUUUGUUUUUUUUGUUGGGUUUUUGGGGUCAACGGUUUCAUUAUUUCUUGUUGGGUUAGCUGGUUUUUCAAUUAAUCCCAUGUUAGUUUCGCAUAUUCUUGCUUGAAUGUUGAUGCAUGUGCUGAUUUUUGUGCGUGUGAUCGUUGGUUUGUUUCCAGGAGAAGUAUUAUAAAUCUCGGCGCCUUUGUCGUUUCCUAUUUUCUUCUUUGCUCUUGUAUUGAUAAGGGGCAGGAGGGAGCAAGGUGAGGAGUAGAAAGUGCGGUUAGUUUAAGCACGACUAAAAUAAUAUCAUGAAAUUUAUGGGGCAAAGAUCCUGACAAAAGUAUGGUGAUUAAGGGAGUUCUUGAAAGGACGAUUCCCUUCUAACGUUUUCUAAGAAAGAAUGGCAAAACAAGUAACAUAUGCAAUAAUUUGAAGAGUGUGGAGUAUAAAUGGAUUGGGACCAGUCUUGAAGAGUGUGGAGUAACAAAUGGGUGGGUAUGGACCAAUCUUGAAUCCAGAGGAGUAGCGGGGGGAAUUAUUGGUGGUUUAGGACAAUGGGAACUGUUCUUGUUAGAUACAUUUUCUCAAUAAAUCUUAUGUCAAUUCAGAUAAAGCUAGUGUUGUCAAAGGCAAACAGUGUUAAAAAGCGCUCCAGGUCUAUCUGAACUUUAAGCACAAAAUGCAAUAAACAUGUGGGCUUUAGUUAAAAAGGCACAACGAAGAAAAAAGCAAAAAUAUGUAUUUAAUAUGCAAAAAGAGUAACAACUUCAUUCAUUAUGUUAUUUCGUAAUAGUUAGUCUAUCUUUUUGCGGAUCAUAUUUAUUGUUUAGUAUAUAUGCAAGAUGGAACUUAUGGGCGAUGAGGUGCACGCCUUGGGUGCCUUGCCUACAUUGGAGCGCAACCUAAGUGAGGGGAAGCUCCCGUCUUGAGUUUCUCUGAGCUUCAAGGCUUUAGCGCUCCUUAUAUGAGCCUUUGACAACACUAUAGCGACGAAGAUGUUGAGCGGAUUCUCCUAGCUUUCGAAGAUUGUAGAUCUAAAAAUACAACACUAUGGGCAAAGUUGUAGGAGGCAAGACGUAAGUGGUGGGAACCUUUAGUUUUCUACUCCUAUGACGGGUUUGGAUAUCACGUGAGUGAUAGGGGGCACAUUAACACCAUUAGGGUUUUGAAUGAAAGGAUGGGAUGUAAAGCAGUGUGUAGGGCAAUGGAGUUUUCGGAGUUAAUCAAUAAACAUUUUCUUAUUUACCUUCCUCUGAAAAGACUGGAUUUACUUGGGCAAGGUCAGUUUAUUCAACUUCUAAAUCAAGACUUGACAAAUUCUUAGCGUUUACCACAUUAAGGCAUUGGUUCUGAAAGUGUUGCAAGUCAUAUUGUCCAAGGUGAUUUUGGAUCAUUCGUCAGUCAUGCUAGCUAUGAAGGAAUUCACGACCCCUUUUAUAUUUGAGAAUGUAUGGUUGAAAGUGGCAAACUAUGGAAAUAAGGUCUUUGAUAGGUGGAGAGGGGAGAUGCUAGAAAGUUUACCAGUAGAUCAUCAUUCCAGUUGGCAAAGAAGCUCAUAUACUAAAACUGGACAUAAGCAUGUGGAAUAAGGAGGCUCUUGGAAGGGUAGAAGUACAGAUGAAGGAGCUUACGGGAAGGUGGGAGUGCUAAAGGGAAGGGGGUUAUAGUACAGGGUGAAAGAAAGGGAAGAGGACAUAACUUUCUUGGCAAUAGCAUAGGAGAAUAGCGACAAUGAAAAUCGAGUGCCUUAUGGAGAAUGGAAACUCAAACACAAAGCACUUUCAUAGGAUAGCAAGGAUAAAUAUGAGAAGUAAGUUCAUACAAUAUGAGUAUGUGAAUGGCAUGUGUUAUAAAUGCGAGGAGGGUUGAGGGACAACUAUUGGAUUUUAUGAAUUCCUGUAUACACAUGGACGUGAGUGGUUAGAGAGAGAAAAGAAAAGAGGUGAGGGAGGUGUUAUAGAGUCGUGCAGGAGAUAAGGCACCAUGCUUCAAUGAAUUUACCUUGGUUUUGUUUCAAUCUAUGUUGCUAGUUCUCUUUGAAAAUGUCACCGGGUGCGUGUCGGAUUCUCCAAAAGCAGUGUAUUUUUGGAGAAUCCGACACAGGUGCGGCAGUAUUUUGGAGUCCCUGCAACAUAGGUUUCAAUAAUACUGGAACAUGAUCAAUGAAGAUUUAUUUUAUACUAUUGCUGCUUAUCAACAGAAGACUCUGAAAGGAAUGUAUUGUGCCAAAAGGGAGGAGCUUUGUGUAUCAAAUACUACAUGCUUAUUAAUCUAGUGAGAAGCAUCUAAUAUAUAAUUUUUAAGGUGCUUUCCAAAGUUUAUCACUUAAGGAGAUGGUGGACAAGACAAUGUUUACAUUCUAAAAUGCGUUUGUUGAAGGAAGGCAAAUUUCUUGUGCGAAAAUGGGUGCAAAUGAAGUGGUUGAUUAUAGAAGUAAGAAAGGCGAGCCAGGAUAUUAUGCAAGCUAGACCUUCAAGAGCCCACAACCAUGUAAUUUGGGAGGUUGUGGAUAUUGUUAUGAUGAGGAUAAUACUUGGAGGUAGGUGGGAGAGUGGAUUAGGAAGUGUUAUAAAAGGCUCGCUUAAGCCUUGAAGCGAGGCUCACAACAUGUUGAGCGCUUUGCCUCACCUAACGGGUGCUUCAGCAUUGUCAUCAAGGCUCUAAGGCAUAUUUUUCCUUGCCAAUGAGCGUAAUCCUGAAGAGGCGACACUAAAUAAUUGAUAUUUCACUUUAUCGUAAAUUUUAUGUAAUUUCUUUGUCCAUAUAUUUGGUAUUCAUGCUUAUAGAUAUUAGUCUUUGACUACACCUACAUAAUUUGUGGUUUUUCUCCAUUUAUCCCUUUCUUCAUUAAUUUGCGUUUUGCGCUUAAAGCCCCAACAAACCUUAGAGAGUUUUUGCGCUUUUUGCCUUUGAUAACACUUAGGUUUUGCAUACAAACAAUUAGAUGAUCGAUCCUCGGGAAUGUUUGUGCACACUUUUUGGGAAUUCGAGGGGUCUUAGAUAAGAGACCCUUUAUCAACCAUGUUUCUUUGUUUUGGUAAUGAAAACUUAGCAAGAUGAUGAAUAGAACGGCCAUAGGAGGCAACAUGAGGUGUUUUGUUGCGCUUGUCUAGGGGAAAACAUCGUAAAAAUCUCACAUCUCGUAUUUUCUACAUACUCGAGAAAACAUCGUAAAAAUCUCACAUCUCCUAUUUUCUACAUACUCGAGGCCCACAUUAUUUAAGAGAAUCAACUUUUGUCAAUUUAUAUGGUAUUGGCAAUCUUCACCUCAUGAGCUAGCUUUUGAGGUUGAGUUAGGCUUGAGGUCAUCUUCUUAUAAUGGUACCAAAGUCUUGCCUUGGACGUGCGCUAGGUGUUGAAGCUCGGUGUGACCUAACUGGCACGCUCAGAACAUUUUCAUGUGGUUUUGAGCGGUGUUAGAACUCAAGAUCAACCUUAGGAGUUCGAGAUCAUGCCAAUGGAAGAGGUGGGCAAUUGGGUUGCGGUUUAUUACAUCAAAUCAAAACCAAGAAUCAUAGAACCUGGUCAUUAAAAGAGCUGAGAAGAUGUUAACAGGGUGGCAAAAAAGAUACUUGUCAAAAGGAAGUACUAAUAAAAAAAAAUACACUAUCGAUACUUCAUAAAAAAACACACUAUUGUUCAUCUACACAUACUAUUUCAUUGUUACAGCACUAGCUAGUGUAACUGCUUCAUAUGAACUUAUGGGAUGCAACAGAUAGGUUUAGGAAGCACCAUCUUGGCUGCUAGGAGGCGGUCAUUUGGGUAAAGCACCUUAAAGUGUUUAACAUAGCGUUGCUGGAAAUUAUUUGUGGAGGUUCGGAACCGAGGAGAGGGCUCUAUGGAGGGAAAUGCUAGUAGCAAUAUGGAACCUUGGACAGGGGAUGGAGAACUAGGAACAUCUCUUUAUUUUUCGACUGUGGUCUUUGAAGGAACAUCGUAGGGGAAUGGGACGCCUUCAGUGACAACAUUUCAUUUCGGGUAGGAGAUAAAACAUAAUUAAUUUCAGGGUGGGUUCAGAGAGAAUGUGUUGAAGUCCAUGUUACAUAAUACUGCGUUUUGAUAAGUCAAAAUGUUACCUAAUAUUAUAGAAUGUCAAGUUACAGUACAACAAAUCAGGUGGUCAAAAUGAGGAUGGAGCUCUGUGGAACAUGAGAUUCAGGAGGAGCUUGCACGGCUGGAAAGUGUAACUAAAUUUCAAAGUCUGGUGGAACAACUACAAGCUUAAUUGUUUACACACUAGCCGCGAUUCGCGGAUGUGGGUUAAGCAGAGAUGGAAUGUUUACUGUCAAGUCAUAAAUUCCCAUAAGUUGUUGGUGGAAGAGGAAGCUAGUUUCUCCCAUUCACCAGCUUGGAUACUAGAGCGCCUAAAAAGAUUUGCUUUGCUUGGUAGUAGCAAGGGGUGCCAGCCUGGCAGCUGAGAAUCUGAGAAUGAGGAGAAUUGCAUAUGCACUGUUCUAUGUGUAAAUGCUCAGGUGAAGAUAUGAACCACCUCAUAUUGAAUUAUGUGGCAAUGCUACUGUGGUGAGAAGUGUUAAAUUAGUUUAGCGCACGUUGGGCGAUGCCAGAUACAGUAACCUAGAUGCUACAUAGUUGGGCCCACAAAAGAAGAGAAGGCACUACUUUUGUUGUUCUCUACAAAGAGGAAUAUGAGAGCCUAUUUUUGAUGGGGUAGAAUCUGACUUUAUGCAUAUGCAGAAUAACCUCCUUUUCUAGGUUUUUUUAGGUGCAUCCACGCGGUUCCACUUUGUAUAGAAGACUGGGUGCGCUUUGUAGAGAACCAUAAUUUUUUGUGUAGAUUAUAUACGGGUGUUUCCCAUGUUCAAUAAUAUUAAUUUUUACCCUAUCCCAUAAGAAAAUGGAUAUGAGGAAGGUGUGGAAGAAUAUCUGGAGCAGUAAGGCGCUGAAGGCAGUAGCAUUCUUUACUUGGAGCAGUGAGGGAUACAAUUUUAACAGCCGAUAACUUAAUGAAGAGGAAAUGAAUUGUAAUGAGUUGCUAUUACUUGUGCAAGGAAUAGAACGUGAAUAGAAACCACCUGCUGUUGCAUACCAAAUUUACGGGACAGAUAUUGACCAUAGUAUUCUCGUUGUUCAUCUCGGGGUUAUUAUCGGAUACAGUGGAUGAAGCGAUGACGAAAUGAGGCUACAGAAGAUUGGGAGUGAAAGGGAAACAGCUUGGGGAAUGGCACCGUUAUAUCUAGUUUUUGGACUAUCUAGAUAUAGAUUUAAGGUUUUUUCUUAGUAGGGAGAGAGAUAUAAGAAAUAUCUGAAGGUCAUUUCAUUCUGUUCAUACUAAUGGUGAAAAGAGAAUUCCCAGUUGCUAGAUAGUUUGGUUGAUUUGAUAUAUGGCUGAUAUAUGUAAAGAAGAAAAAGGUUUUGGUGUAUACAAAUGAACCCAUUUUGUAUGAAUUAGUUUGUUUUAUGUAUCGAACGAACAUUUUCUUGUUUGCAAGUUUAAAUAACACUCAAAAGGAUAGGGGAAACUGGAAAAGCGUGCCAAUUUGCUAACAUAAUGAUACACAGCAUUUUAUUUGAAUUUACUUUUCUGAGUGCAUUCAGCCAACUGAUUUCAGUUUCCCAUCUCGCAAAAUUUGGGAAAGUAAUUGUGUUGCACUUCUGCAGCUUCAUUAUGUUUAUCUUCUGCUCUUAGCAAAACUCAUAGAAGUUCCUCUUGUUUGCUCAUUUGUCAAAAAUCAUAUAUGAUCCUUCUCAAUGCAAUAUAACAACAUGUUGUUUUGGUAUGAGUAGUCCGUAAAAUUUUAACUUUGCAGCUUAUUGUGUGUUUGUGUUUCUGUUGAAAUUCUGAAUCUCGGUAUACAUCUUGUCAAAAUUCUGAUCAUGGAAUUUGAAGGCCUGUUCCUAAGAUGUUGUUCACAAGGGUAAUCAAUAUUUCACGAAACUGUUUAUAGCUUAUUUUAGGGGCCUGAGCUGCAGAGAUGCAUCAUCAGUUAUGCAUCUUAACAUCUGAUUGUGUCAGGGAGGGGUUGCUGCUGCUACAUUCUUGUUUGGCUUUCUUUCGUAGAUUUCUGGAGAUUGCUCGUUAAAAUCCUAUCCAGCUCUCUGCGGUACUUAGGUAAGAUAUCUAGAGCUAUUCUUCUUUUAAAAGAAUAGUCACAAUACUUCCUGUAUUUACUCUUCAAUUCUUGUUUUGGGAUCUGUAGGUUGCUCGUUAAAAUCCUAUCCAGACUUCUGUGGUACUUAGGAUGUACUUUAACGAUUCUUAGCCCAAGGCUUGCAGUCUUAACCAUGGGAAGUUUUCGGCGUUCUUAGUGCUUCGUCCAGUGAGAAAGAACUACAGAGAAAUUCAAGUUUAGAGGCCCUCCAAAAAGUCCUGAAAUCUGGUCCAGGGAAAGAUCUUUCAGAGUUCUACCAGGACAAGGAAGGGAAGCAAUUGAUCUUAUCUAAGUGCAAAAUGUCUGAGCAACUCCCAAAGUUGAGUAAAAAGCAAUUUAAGACUCAAGAGCAAAAAAGAGCAUCUUCAAGUCCCAAGGAUCAUUCUUCUAGAAAGCAGCACAGGAAAGGGGAAAACCCUCUCCGAAUCCCACCAGCUACGGAGCCGUGUGAAGAUGUGAAAUGUUCAAAUUCAUGGAUCUGCAAAAAUGCUGCAUGCCGGGCCACUAUUUCUAUAGAUGACACUUUUUGCAAAAGGUGCUCUUGUUGCAUUUGUCACUUAUUUGAUGAUAACAAGGAUCCUAGUCUUUGGUUGGAGUGCACAUCUGAAUCUGGUCAGGGGGGCUCGUGUGGCUUGACUUGCCACAUUGAGUGUGCCCUCCAACGUGAGAAGGUGGGAGUCGUUGAUCUAGGACAACUGAUGCAGCUAGAUGGGAGCUAUUGUUGUGCUUCUUGUGGUAAAGUCUCAGGAAUUCUUCGGUUUUGGAAGAAACAGCUUUGUGUAGCUAAGGAUGCUCGUCGUGUUGACAUCCUCUGCUACAGAAUAUACUUGAGUUACAGGCUGCUGGACGGGACAUCCAGAUUUAAAGAACUCCAUGAAAUUGUUAAAGAAGCCAAGGCCAAAUUGGAGAUGGAAGUGGGCCCAGUGAAUGGAGUAUCAUCGAAGAUGGCUCGGGGAAUUGUUAGCAGACUUUCUAUUGCCAGCGAUAUUCAGUCAUUGUGCUCGAUUGCCAUUGAGAAAGCUGAUGAAUGGCUGGCAACAAAGACUAACAAACCUUCUAAUUCCUCAGAGGGUUCACUUCCUGCAGCGUGCAAAUUCCUUUUUGAGGAAGUGACGUCAACUUCGGUUGUAAUUGUUCUGAUAGAAGUAUCAGCUGAAUCUUCUGAAGAUGUCAAGGGCUACAAGCUCUGGUACUGCAAGGCCAGAGAAGACACUUAUACACAAGAACCUGUUUGUGUCUUUCCAAGAACUCAGCGAAGGAUUUUGAUAUCGAAUUUACAGCCUUGCACAGAGUAUUCUUUUCGGAUAGUUUCCUAUACAGAUACCAGUGAUGUGGGACACUCUGAGGCGAAGUGUUUCACAAAGAGUAUUGAGAUAAUACACAAGAAGUCUGAUUCAGUAGCAGGACACAAAAGGAAGGUGAAUCAGGAUACUGGAGGAAGCUCUGGCUCCAAAGAGGGCUACUACACUGGAAAAGACAUUGAGUUUGAUUCUGGAUUCAAGGUCCGAGACCUUGGUAAAAUUCUAAGACUGGCAUGGGCUCAACAGCAAGGAUGUUUAGAGGGAUUUUGUGGACCUUCAUUUGCAAAAUGCUGCGAGUCUUGUAGUACUGUUAAGCCUGAACCUGUACAGGAAGAGAGGAAGCCAUCUACUUCUCGCCAGCUUGACUUAAAUGUUGCUUCAGUACCCGAUUUAAAUGAAGAGUUAACCCCCUCGUCCAGAGAUGAAGAUACUGGCUGCACUUUAGGGCAGACUGUUGAAGCAGUUGAUGAUGCCACCUCUCAUGACAAUGAGAGGAAUGGUCUUGCCGGAUCACAUGGUAGUGGAGAUUCCCAGAACUGGAACCAGGGGAAGAAUGGAGAUGUAUCAGCUGUUGGUUCUCAGAUGGAAGAUUGUCGGAAGAGGGGAACUAGCAAUAAUCGUGAGACACAUGACUCUGAUAGCACCUUGGUCAAUGGUUCACCUAUCCGAAUUCGUACAGGGGGCUUGGAUGAGAACUUUGAAUACUGUGUUAAGAUCAUCCGUUGGCUGGAAUGUCAGGGUUUGAUCGAGAAGGAGUUCAGGUUAAAGUUGCUUACUUGGUUUAGCUUGAGAUCAACGGAGCAGGAGCGUAGGGUGGUAAAUACCUUCAUUCAAACACUAAUUGAUGAUCCAGGUAGCUUGGCUGGUCAAUUGGUUGAUACCUUUUCAGAAAUGAUAUCCAGCAAGAGGCCACCGAAUGGUUUUUGUUGUAAGCUUUGGCAUUAACUUGUGAAGCACAUAAAGGAUCAAAAACUGGUACCUAGGUUCAAAAUUGAUUCAGACGAUAGUCUUUGCAGACCAUCUUACUCGUCUGUACACUCGUUUUUCUCUCUCUAUAUUUUGUAGUGAAAUGAUUCAUUCAUGUAGGGACAAACCUGUCCAGCUACAAGAUUUGGGUUGUUAUUCAUGUGGGCAGUUGACUUUUUCUCCAUGGGGGAGAAUUAAAUUGAAUGAAUUCACAUUUGAAGGAAACAAUGUCUCAUUUCUCUUCCUUGAUUGCAUUUGAGGCAUUGACUUUUGGUACUUA